Petromyzon marinus (sea lamprey) is the source of this 4668-nucleotide messenger RNA. RefSeq lists its product as uncharacterized. NCBI's taxonomy places the organism in Eukaryota, Metazoa, Chordata, Hyperoartia, Petromyzontiformes, Petromyzontidae. The record is from RefSeq and is a predicted model, not a curated record. Gene Ontology annotation, biological process: positive regulation of transcription by RNA polymerase II; transforming growth factor beta receptor signaling pathway. Gene Ontology annotation, cellular component: activin responsive factor complex. Gene Ontology annotation, molecular function: DNA-binding transcription activator activity, RNA polymerase II-specific; transcription cis-regulatory region binding.
GGUUGUGGUGGUGGUGGUUGUGGUGGUCAAUGAACACCGCGCAAGCCCGGCCGCCUUUGUCUUCCUCGCCGCGGCAAACGUAACUCAUUUAAGGCGGAGUCGACCUAGGGGAGGGGGGGUGACCCAUGCAAAACCAGGUUACAUUGUUUUUUAGAGCUUUAUUUUGUCGAUUUUGAAAACGUUUUGGUUUUGGCCACGCCUGGUUUGCCUGUUGCGGUACUACAGAGUUAUAGCCCGAUAACUUUAAAUUGUCUCGUGGUUGUUAUUUUUUGCUGGGUUUUUUUUUUCAACUCUCUCCCCUUCCCUCCCUUUCCCUGGAUUUUUCUGUUUGCGCGUGGGCACUUUAAGAUGUCUUUUUUUUCCCCUUGUUCGUGGUUUUGUUUUGCUGCUGCACACGAUUCAAGAGGGCUACAUCCAAUAAACGAAACUGGAAAAACUGAGGUUGGACUUGGUCGGCCGUCCCCACGUCCCGCAGCGCCGACGCGCUCACCACCAGCGCCACCGCUCCUCCCUCGCCCCCACAUUAACAAUGGGAUUUAAAACCCCCAACAGCAACAACGGUGGGGGUCGAUUCAAUCAGAUCGGCGGCUCUGAUUGAUUGAUUAAUUCAUUAAUUGUUUACCCACCACCACCACCAGCACCAACAGAACCCCUCCCCCACCAACCUUGCUAACCCCUUAAAGCCAUCACCCCCCGCGGACAAGACAAGAGCUAACGCCGCCGCCACCACCACCACCACCACCCCUACCCCCAUCAACUCAAAACAACUUCUGAGUCCAUUUCGUCGUACCGGAGGACAUACAGACAGCCAGCCAUCAUCAUCACCCGUAGUCACCCUCCCUCCUUGCUUAAUCCUUCCAUCAUCGUCAUCAUCAUCACCUCCGUCUCAUCAUCGUCGUCGCCAGCUGAUCAUUAUCACCACCACCAUCAUCAUCGUCACCAUCAUCAUCGGUCUCGAGUCGUCGUUUUUGAUCCCUCCUCGUGGUGCUUUCGACUUGGCACGGCUGCGUUCGGGUGCGCGCAAGAAGCUCGGCCUCCGUACGUUACGGGGAAGACAUCAGCCAUCAUCAUCAGCCAUAAUCAUCACCCAUCAUCACUCAUCACCCAUCACCCAUCAUCAUCAUCUGCUCCACCGUCUCUGUCGCCUGCACCUCGACCAUCACCACCACCCCCGCCACCACCGCCACCACCACGACCACCACCACCACCACCACGACCACCACCACCGCCACCACCACCACCACCACGACCACCACGACCACCACCACCAUCCGUCCACCGUUUCAACCACCGCUUGCUGUGCCCUGAUGGACAACAACCAGGGCGUCGUGAAGACUCGCCAGGCGAACACAGAGACGCCAUCGCUGUGGAAGGUUGUGGGCAACAUUGUGGGGCGACUCUAGCUCUGCUCAAGGUGGACUCGAUGGACAGUCACCCAUAGUCCACCCAUAGUCUACCAAUAGUCCACCUAUAGUCCAUCCAUGGUCCACCCACGGUCCACCUAUGGUCCACUCGCAGUCCGCCCGCAGUCCAACCACAGUCCACCUGCAGUCCAUCUACUCGGUAGCCCCAAGAGCCGCACGGUCCACCAAUCAGAGCCACUGACAGGCCUGGUAUUUCACCAACCAGCAGCCGAGACCAACAGCUUCACCAGUAGUCCAGCCACUGGACCACUAGUCCAGGCACUAGUCCAGCCACUGGUCUAGCCACUGGUCCACUAGUCUAGCUACUGGGCCACUAGUCCAGUCACUAGUCCACUAGUCUAGCCACUGGUCCACUAGUCCAUCCACUAGGCCAUCCACUAGUCCAGCCACUGGUCCACUGGUCCAGCCACUGGUCCAUCCACUGGUCCACUGGUCCAGCCACUGGUCCACUAGUCCAGCCAUUGGUCCAGCCACUAGUCCAGCCACUGGUCCACUGGUCCAGCCACUGGUCCACUAGUCCAGCCAUUGGUCCACUAGUCCAGCCAUGGUCUAGCCACUAGUCCAGCCACUAGUCCACUGGUCCAGCCACUAGUCCACUGGUCCAGCCACUGGUCCACUGGUCCAGCAACCGGCCCACUAGUCCAGUCACAUGUCCGGUAAUACAGGCGCUGGUCCGCCAACGAGCUUCCUGGUUAGUCCACCGCCCAACCAGCUGCUCAACCAACCAGCCGGAGAGUCCACCCACCCACUCGCCCGAGGAGCGAUGGACUCGCCGAACCACGAGGUGGAGAUGGAAGAGGACAACGCGGCGCUGCCUGCCGCGCUCCACCCACAGGAGGAAGAUAUGGAGCACGGUGAUUGCACCGGUGGUGGCGGCGGCGGUGGUGAUGGAGGACAGGAAUCUGGCAAGACGGAGAGAAGCAAGAGGAACUACCAGCGCUACCCCAAGCCUCCGUACUCGUACGUGGCGCUCAUCUGCCUGGCGAUCACGCGCUCCGCGGAGCUGCAGCUUACGCUCCGACAGAUCUUCAGCCUCAUCAGCUCCAUGUUCCCGUUCUUCACGGGCGAGUACAAGGGCUGGAGGGACUCCGUGCGCCACAACCUCUCUGCGAACAAGUGCUUCUCCAAGGUGCUUAAGGACCCUUCGCGCCCGGGCUGCAAGGGCAACCACUGGACGCUGGACAUCGACAAGGUGCCGCCCGAGGCCCUCCUGCGGCAGAACACGGCCGAGUCGCGCAAGGCCCGCUCGCCGUACCCGCAGGACCUGCGGCCCUACCUCCUGGACCCGGGCCUCCGCCUCUGGCCGUGCUCGCCGGGCCAGGACGAGGCUUCGGCCCACAAUGCCGCGGCCGCUCCUCCUCCCGCCGCUUCCGCGCCGAUGGCCGACGUGUCCCGGCCGCCGCCGCAGCUCGGCUGGGCGAACGCCGACGCUCCGGUGCCGCCGUGCCGCCCGCCGGCCGCGCCGGGCCCGGCCCUGGCCUCCGCUCUCGAGCGGUUCCGCCCGUCGCCGCCGCCGCCGCCGUUCUCCGGCGUCGUCUCCGGCGUCUCGGCUGCCUCCUCCUCGUCCGCGCCGUUCCUCUCGGUGGCCGGGCACUUCCUGUCACCGUUGGCGGGGGUUCCCUCGUACCCGCCCCGAGUGCCGCCGGGCGACGUCGCGUGGGGCAACGCGGCGGUCCUGCCGGGCCGUCCGUCGCUGCCCGCCCCGUCCCCCAACCCCGCCCCCGCCCCCGCCCCGUCCACCUGCGCUCAGGCGCCGACGGCCGCCGGCUCCACCAACCUGCACCAGCAGCUGCCGUCGGUGUCCUCCACCACCACCGCCUCCUCCUCCUCCUCCGUGCAUCGCCCGCUGCGAGCGGACGAAUCGGAUUCGUCGCCCGCCGUCUCUCGCCCGUCGUCGUCCGCCUCCGCCGCCUCCUCCGCCUCCUCCGCCUCCUCCUCCUCCAUCGCCUCGUCGCCGUUCUCCCGCUCGCCGUCGCCCGCCCCUGGACGGCCGCCGCCGCUGCCGCAGCCGCCGGGCCCCGUGGACGUCUGCAUGGCCCUCUCGUCUCCCGCGGGGCAGCGCCGGCGUCGGCACCGGCACCAGGCGGGCGAACGGCAGUGCCAGCGCCGGCGCCGCCACGAGCGCCGGGACACGGGGGGCGAUCGCCAGCGGCCGCUCGGCCUGGCAAUUCCCUCCUCCUCCUCGUCCGCAUCAUCAUCCUCAUCCUCCUCAUCCUCCUCCUCCUCCUCGUCGGCGUCGUCGGCUGACACCGCCGCCGACGCCGAGGGGCGCCGCGCGUGGCACGCGGCAUGGGUGGCGCAGCCGUGGCAGUGCCAGCCUGGCAACGCCAACGUGGCCGCCGCCCACGGUAACAAUUGCAACGCGGCCGCCGCCCACGGUUACGGCAACGCGGCCGCCGCCCACGGUUACGGCAACGUGGCCGCCGCCCACGGUUACGGCAACGUGGUCGCCGCCCACGGUUACGGAAACGUGGUCGCCGCCCACGGUUACGCCCAUGGCAACGUGGCCGCCGCCCACGGUUACGCCCAUGGCAACGUGGCCGCCGCCCAUGGUUACGCCCAUGGCAACGUGGCCGCCGCCCACGGUUACGCCCACGGUCACGCCCAUGGCAACGUGGCCGCCGCCCACGGUUACGCCCAUGGCAACGUGGCCGCCGCCCACGGUCACGCCCAUGGCAACGUGGCCGCCGCCCACGGUUACGCCCACGGUCACGCCCAUGGCAACGUGGCCGCCGCCGCCGCGUACGGCAACCCGGCCCCGCAGGCGCUGGUCUCAUGGGAGCUGCCGACCUCGCACUCCAAGUUCACGCCCCCAAACGCGGUGGCGCCACCCGCCGGUCCGGACUCGCUGGCUUUCCUUAGCGGCCCCGGCGGCAGCCCCGGCACAAUCCCCGCGUACCGAUCGCCACCGUCAUUGUCCUGUUCCCCCUCCACCUCCGCGCCGUCGCCGUCGCCGUCGCCGUCGUCGUUGCAUCCGCCGUCCCCGCCGCUGCAGCUGGUGUCGUACUGGGUGAGGUCGCGCGACGCUGGUCUCCUCUACCAGGUGCCCACGUUCCUGGACUACGAGCGCGUCUACGGCGUCGUGCCACCCAACAAGAGCGUCUUCGACCUCUUCCUAGUGCCCGCGUCGCCCGCCGCUGCGAUGCUGCCGGCUGUCCCGUUCCCUUCCUCCUCCUCCUCCUCCUCCUCUUCCUCCUCCUCCUCCUCCUCCUUUCCACAGGGCCGCUAGGGCCAGCCACCAGGG